Molecule: messenger RNA, 564 nt
Organism: Macrobrachium nipponense
Lineage: Eukaryota; Metazoa; Arthropoda; Malacostraca; Decapoda; Palaemonidae
Product: cilia- and flagella-associated protein 251-like
Exons: 2
Coding region: 1-564 (187 amino acids)
Source: RefSeq, a predicted model, not a curated record
AUGGGACAUGGGAAGAAAAAGGAAGGGAAGGGAGGGACAUGGGAGGAAGAAGAAGAAAGGCAGGAAGGGACAUGGGGAGAAGAAGAAGAAGAAGAAGAAGGGAAGGGAGGGACAUGGGAAGAAGAAGAAGAAGAAAGGCAAGAAGGGAUAUGGGAUGAAGAAGGAGAAAGAAUAAGAGAAGAAAGGAAGGAAGGGACAUGGAGGAAGAAGAAGGGAAGGGAGGGGCAUGGGAGGAAGAAGAAGAAGAAGAUGGGACAGAUGGGACAAGGAAAGAAAAAGAAGAAGGGAAAAAAAAGAAGUAGUAGAAGGAGAAGAAGGAAGAAGAAGAAGAAAAAGAAGAAGAAGGAGAGGGCAUUAAGGAGGUCAUAUCUCCCUCAUGCUAGGGUAGGGGAGGGGAUAAAGGGGGAGGAGCAAAAGGAAUGGGAGAGGGGAGGAUCAUGGGGAGUGGAGGGAAAGGAGAGGAGGAGGAUCUUGGGGGAUGGGAGUGGGAACAAAAGUGGAGGAGGAUCCGAGGGGAGGGGGUGGUUAAUACGAGGAGAGGGAAUCCAGAGGGGGAGGAGGUAG